AUGAUUACCGCUUCCAGACACCUUGUUUACUCCAGCUUCAAACUCGACGCCACCUUGGGAAAGCACUGUUUGCUUAACCUCGAUUCGUCUCCUUCUCACGGAUUUCCCCGAAACCUCACACUCUUCCGUCCGAACAGCGUUCAUCUGGCCGAGAACCGACGUCGCGACCUGGACAAGACCAAAACGAUCCUCGCGACACCCGCAGUCAAAAUGCUCGGCACACUCCUCGUAAUCUGCGCGCUGCUCACUCCCAGCGCACUCACCUACCCCUAUCUCAACGUCACCGCUGCCCCCGAGCAGCCACCAUUUGCCCCCAACAUCAGCACCACUUGCCGAAUCUACUAUCCCGAACUCCGCGUCAUGAACUCGCAGUACCCCAGCUACGACGAUUCUCCUCUGCACGGCGCGACAGACUUCUUCAUGCUGCUUCGCCAACGCGCGGACACCUUCCAAAUCGCCACACGGGUUCAAUUCACCGGCAUCUCACUCGGCCCGGACGCUUCCUGCAGCCUUGUGUUGCAGCUCGCCGCCCACGAUCUCCAGAAAGUCCUCGGACCCAGUCCGGUAUUCAACGUCUAUCAGGUCGAGCGGGAGGCCGGCUCCGCAGCUAUGUGGGAUACGUACGAGGCGAGGAACUUCACGGAGACGCUACCGAUGUUUGGGCAGGUAAAUGGUACGGAGCCGGCGCGGUAUAUGCAGUGGAAGUACCAUGGUGGACUGUAUCAGAUUGGGAACGCGAAGUGCAAUGAUACGUUGACGUUCCAGAUGGGCAUGGCGUUCGACGGGGGCGAUCAGGUCAACUACUGGGACUUUACGAAUGUGGCGCCACCUGAGACACCGGUUCAGGGGUUCAGACUUAUGGCUGGCUGCUGA
This is a messenger RNA of Trematosphaeria pertusa, 873 nucleotides long. RefSeq lists its product as uncharacterized. The transcript has 2 exons. Lineage: Eukaryota; Fungi; Ascomycota; Dothideomycetes; Pleosporales; Trematosphaeriaceae. The record is from RefSeq and is a predicted model, not a curated record. The coding region runs from base 1 to 873 and encodes 290 amino acids.